CCCAGCCCAGCCCUCUUCCUCUUCCAUACGUACCUGUACCCCUCUCCCAACUACUUAAUCCGCCCCCUCGCUCCUUACCGUCCCAGACCCCAACCCCCCGUCGCCUCGACGCCCACAUCUCGAGAGCACGCCGUGCAUCUCAUCCAUUCUCUCUCUCUCCUUCUCCUUCUUCUUCACCUCUUUCUCUUUCUCUGUCUGUAUGUUGCCGCAGAUCAUGGAAUCCGCUCGCCCUUCGUCGCACCUGGAGCACGAAAACAUUCCAUUGGGCCAGUGGACUAGCCGCGCUUCGUCUACUGUCACGCUCGCGGCCCCAAUUGGAGGUCGAUAUACGCUCAGCCCGUCGCCCCCGCUGUCCACAAGGCAGCCUCAGCCUACGUCGAGUCCCCCCGUGAACAGAGUCGCGAGGCGGAUACAUGGCUGGUCAUGGCAGGCCUUCCCGAUAGGUAUGGGCACCGGCGCGGUGUACGUCACGCUGUCUGGGAUCAAGUACCAUUCGCCCGUGCUCACGCACGUCGAGACCGCUUUCUACUUCCUGAACAUGGCCCUGUUUAUCAUUAAUACGACGACUUUGCUCCUUCAAGCACUCCUCUAUCCACGACAGGCAAAGCGUCUCAUCACAGACCCUACAAAAGGGAUCUUCGUCCCUCUCAUCGUCUUGUCCUUUGCGACAAUCAUAAUUGGCACAAUCAACUACGCCGUCCCACCAGGACAUAUAGGUCCGCGCUUCAUCUAUGCCCUUUUCUGGGUAUACGUAUCCCUUUCCGUGCUAGUAUGCUUCCCGAUGCUCAUGAUCUGGUUCAACAAACCGCACGAUCUGAAGACAUUUACGCCUGCGUGGGCGUUCCUCGUAUUCCCGAUGAUGCUCGUCGGUGUCGUCGCCUUCAACGUCCUGCGCGUGAUGGAGCCUACCGAUACCCGUGCCGUCGGUGUCCUUUUCACAGGGUACUUCUUCCAAGGCCUCGGGUUCUUCGUCACGCUAUUCUACAUCUGCAUCUACAUGCUACGGGUCAUGAUGACGGGAUUCAUGGAUGGCCAUCAAGCUAAUGGCGCGUUCGUCGCAUGCGGUCCACCGGGCUUCACUGCACUCGCGCUGAUCAAUCUUGGCGCACACGCUAAAGAAAUCCUGCCAGCACACAACCUCGUUUCUCCCCAGGCCGGCGAGAUAUGGUACGCUUCUAGCGUGCUCUGGGGCUUGUUGCUCUUCGGCCUCGCGGUAUUUCUGUUUGUGUUUGGUGUCCUGCCAUAUUGGUUCAAGUUGCACAAGCAUCUCAACGAAAUUCUUGGCUGCUGGGCGUUGACCUUCCCAAAUGUCGGGUGGAUAUCGACUUUGCGCGUGCUCGGCGACACGCUGGAUAUCCCAGGCUUCUACGUGGUGCACAUCACCAUGGCAGUGCUCAUGUGCGGGACGUGGCUCGUCCUGUUCGGGCUCACGGUCUUGGCAUUUUGGAAGGGCAAGAUCUUCCUCGCGCGCGGGGAGGACGUGCUGCGGGACACGAAGGCGGUGCGGGAGGGCGAGGUGUGAGAGUGCGUUCGUCUGGUGGUGUUGGGAGGAGUGCAUUGGACACGAUCUUCUCGUAACGAUUUCUUGUUUUUUUUUCUCUUUCUCUUCCAUUUUUUCAUCUCUAUCUUCUGCUCCAGUUUUGCAUGCCUUGUUUUGUCAUCGCCUGCGCGCAUGUGAUUCCACACACACAGUACAUGGAUAUUCGGCUCCCUUUCUCUCUUACUCUUUCUCCUCUCUUGCUCAUCCUACCCUAUAGAGCGGAACAGAGUUCCACUUACACACAGAGCUAUACAGGCAUCCCUGACUCCCGACUCCCGACUCUCGGCUCCUGACUCUCGGCUCCCGAUCGUCCUCGUUAUAUCGACACAUAGAAUUCCGUAGAUUUUUUAGACUGAUGCUACCACUGUUGACAUUGCUUGCUGGUCGGUGCGUUCACUGCUCUCUUCCCCGCGCCAGAUUGUAUUUAGUAGAUCUGGGCACGUUCUGCCGUAUGGCAGCGCACGUUUCGUUUGCCUGUU
Heterobasidion irregulare TC 32-1 is the source of this 2019-nucleotide messenger RNA. RefSeq names its product C4-dicarboxylate transporter. Gene Ontology annotation, biological process: malate transmembrane transport. NCBI's taxonomy places the organism in Eukaryota, Fungi, Basidiomycota, Agaricomycetes, Russulales, Bondarzewiaceae. The record is from RefSeq and is a predicted model, not a curated record. The transcript is spliced from 12 exons. Gene Ontology annotation, molecular function: malate transmembrane transporter activity. Gene Ontology annotation, cellular component: membrane. The coding region runs from base 200 to 1522 and encodes 440 amino acids.